GUCGCUGAUGUGCUCACGUCCUGCAUCCUGCGUGUUUUUGAUUUUGGUACGGGUACAGGUUAGGUUAAAAAGGGGUUAAAAACAAAAACCGUUCCAAACCAUUUCUUUUUGAUACUUUUGUUCUUAUUCAAAUCAGCAAAAUGCCAAAAAGAAAGCACGAUAAAAAGCCGGGAGAAGAGGACUUCGAAUUCGAUCCUAUUCCCAAGCAUUUAGUGGUAGCACACUUGAAAAACCAAGAGCAACGUCUGAUAAUAAUACUGGAGGGAGCACAACUUCAAACCUGCAAGAGGGGAACUAAUUACCUGUUGUUGAACUCUGAUGAUUUUCCAAAGUUGACGAAGAAUUCUCAAGUCGGACAAGACUUGCGACCUGACAUUGUACAUCAGUGCUUGUUAAUGCUGUUUGAUAGUCCUCUUAAUAGAGCUGGAUUAUUGCAAGUGUAUAUCCACACAGAAAGCAAUGUUUUGAUAGAAAUUAACCCACAGACAAGGGUACCGAGGACAUUCAAGAGAUUUGCAGGCUUGAUGGUUCAACUCCUCCACAAGUUUGCAGUAAGAGCUCAUGAUGGUCCAAAAUUAUUGAAAGUAAUAAAAAAUCCUAUCACAGAUCAUCUUCCUGUUGGAAUCAGGAAGAUAGAAAUGUCUUUCAAUUGCAAGAAUUUGAAGAAGCCAAGUGAGAUGGUGCCCAAAAAUGAAGAGCCAAUUGCUAUAGUUGUGGGAGCUAUUCCUAGAGGUAGUUUAAAUUGUGAUUAUACUGAAGAAACUGUUUCAAUUAGUAAUUAUCCUUUAUCUGCUGCUUUGACUUGUACCAAACUUUGUUCUGCCUUUGAAGAAGCUUGGAACAUAUUUUAAGUAUAAAUAAAUAUAACAUUUUUGAUUUUUGUUUAACAAUAAUAAUCCUAUAUAACC
Acanthoscelides obtectus is the source of this 908-nucleotide messenger RNA. Lineage: Eukaryota; Metazoa; Arthropoda; Insecta; Coleoptera; Chrysomelidae. The record is from the annotation of a GenBank genome assembly.